Messenger RNA from Castor canadensis (American beaver), 677 nucleotides. RefSeq names its product epithelial membrane protein 1 (gene Emp1). Gene Ontology annotation, cellular component: plasma membrane. Lineage: Eukaryota; Metazoa; Chordata; Mammalia; Rodentia; Castoridae. The record is from RefSeq and is a predicted model, not a curated record.
AAACCUAUAACCUCGGGAGGCAGAUCUCUCCUCUCAUUGCAGUCGCAUACCUUCAAGGGAGCGGACUAGGAUCAGGACCAGGACCAGACCAGCCUGUCAGCUCCAGCCACUCAGGGCGUCUGUGUGCCUCAGUCACUGGGACCCUCGAGAACUCUCCUCACUCACGAGUCACCAGAAAAGUCAAGAUGCUGGUGUUACUGGCGAGUAUCUUCGUGGUCCACACUGCCACUCUUAUCAUGCUGUUUGUUUCCACCAUUUCCAAUGUCUGGGUGGUUUCAGAUUCCAUCCAGUCAUCUGUAGGUCUUUGGAAGAACUGCUCCAACAGUAACUGUGAUGUGGGUUUGUCAUAUGGCAAUGAAGAUGCCCUCAAGGCUGUGCAGGCCUUCAUGAUUCUCUCCAUCAUCUUCUCCGUCAUCUCCCUUGUGGUCUUCCUGUUCCAGCUCUUCACCAUGGAAAAGGGAAACCGCUUCUUCCUGUCAGGAGCCACCAUGCUGGUGUGCUGGCUGUGCAUUCUGAUCGGAGUGUCCAUCUAUACCCACCACUAUGCCAACAGAGAUGACAACUUUGUAAAUAACGGCCAUCACGGCUAUUGCUUCAUCCUGACCUGGAUCUGUUUCUGCUUCAGCCUCAUCAUUGGCGUCCUCUAUCUGGUCCUGAGAAAGAAAUAAAGCUGAACA